Molecule: messenger RNA, 198 nt
Organism: Diversispora eburnea
Lineage: Eukaryota; Fungi; Glomeromycota; Glomeromycetes; Diversisporales; Diversisporaceae
Source: the annotation of a GenBank genome assembly
UUUGAAUUUGGAACCCAAGAUGGCGCUGGAGCACCAUUGAAUAUCUUGCAAGGUCAAUGCAUUAUAAACAUUUCACUCGAUUGUCUUUAUCAUAAUGUGAAGCGUCCUAUCCAAAUCCCCCAAAAUAUUCUACCUGAUCCUAUUCCAAUUGACUUCUUUUUUGUUCGAAAUGCACUCACAGAAACACAUGACAUUUAG